Messenger RNA from Phoenix dactylifera (date palm), 1322 nucleotides. RefSeq names its product proteasome subunit beta type-5-like. The record is from RefSeq and is a predicted model, not a curated record. Gene Ontology annotation, cellular component: proteasome core complex; cytoplasm. Gene Ontology annotation, molecular function: threonine-type endopeptidase activity. NCBI's taxonomy places the organism in Eukaryota, Viridiplantae, Streptophyta, Magnoliopsida, Arecales, Arecaceae.
UCCAUCCUUAAGUAGCAGCCUCUGGAUCAGUUAUUGGAAACAAAGCAAUCUCGCGUCACUUCUCUUCCAAACUUCAAAGUGUACUCCAAGCAUGAAGCUUGACACAACUGGUCUCGAAUCCUUUGCUUCGUUUCAUGGAGAAAUGGAUGAUCUCCAUGGAGAAUUUUGGGCGCCCCCAUCAUUUGAUCUUCCAGUUUGUGCUGAUUUUGAUGGGUUUCAGAAGAACGCGAUUCAGAUGGUGAAGCCGGCAAAGGGAACGACGACGCUGGCUUUCGUCUUCAAGGAAGGCAUCAUUGUGGCCGCUGAGUCCCGGACUAGCAUGGGAGGAUAUGUUGCUUCUCAGAACGUCAAGAAAAUUGUUGAGAUCAAUCCUUACAUGAUUGCGACGGUGGCUGGAGGGGCUGCAGAUUGCAUCUUCUGGCAUAGAAAUUUGGGCAUGAAGUGCCGGUUAUAUGAACUGGAAAACAAGCGAAGGAUCUCAGUUGCAGGUGCUUCAAAGCUACUGACGAAUAUGCUCUACUCGUAUCGCGGAAUGGGCCUUUCGAUAGGGACGAUGGUUGCUGGAUGCGAUGAAAUGGGGCCAUCUCUUUAUUAUGUCGACAGUGAAGGAGGAAGGCUCAAAGGCUCGAGGUUUUCAGUAGGAUCUGGAUCUCCAUAUGCUUAUGCUGUCUUGGAUAAUGGAUAUCGCUACGACAUGCCUACUGGGGAAGCUGCAGAACUGGCUCGUCGAGCCAUUUAUCAUGCAACAUUCAGAGAUGGAGCUAGUGGUGGAGUAGCUGUUGUUUAUCAUGUUGGACCUGAUGGUUGGAAGAAGAUCUCUGGUGAUGAUGUUCGCGAGCUGCAUGAUAAAUACUACCCUGCUGUCCAAGUUCCACCUGAGCAGGAAAUGAUGCAAGUUCCACCGGUCUAAUCAAUUAGUUCUUUAGUCCUGAUGAAUGUCAACUGAGAUUUCAGCUUACAUAUGAAUCUAUCAAUACGUAAAUUUGAUGUUACCAAGCUGAAAAGUUGUUGAACAAGUUUAAAAUUAAGAUUUGUCAUCCAAACUAUGGUGGUUGUGAUUUAUAUUCAUUUUUUUGAUAAUAAUAAUAAACGCCUCAACCCUCCAUCCCCUCUUUCUUUACGACAACAAUCUCUCCGGCGUCCUCCCGCCGGCCGUCUGUAACAUUCCCCGCCUCCAGAACCUCGGCCUCUGCAUGAACUCCCUCCCCGGUCCGCUCCCUCCGGAGUUCCGCAACUGCCGGUAGCUCCAGCGGCUGCUGCUCGCCUAGAACAGCUUCUCCGGUGAGAGCCCCACCGGGAUCUGGCCUAAGAUGGUCUCCCUC